AUGGAUGAGAUAGUCCAGUCAAAUACUGUUGUAACAACAAACAACGAAGAGAAUGAUGGUGCUACAACUAUUACUACCACUACUGUGACAUCUUCAUCUGUCAGUGACUCUCAGAGUAACAACAAUGGUAGUGACAACACCAACCAAGUAGUUAAAUCUAUUUCUGUAAUAGAGGAAACAAGAUCAAAUGUUGUUGAUAAUCUUAAUCAACAACUUGUUAUAGAUAGUAGUAGUAGCAGUGGUGAUACUAGUAGUAAUAUAGUGGUGGUUAAUAAUGAUAAAGUAGAGGAAAAGAUCUAUCAUAAAGAAGAGGAGAUAAUGUAUAAUAAUAAUAAUAACAAUAAUGAUAGUAAUAUGGAGAUUGGUAAUAAUAUAAACUUGGGUAUACCACUUGAGAUUGGACCAAUCAUUAUGGAGACAACCGUAGAGGAAAAGAAAAAAGGUGAUACUGUAGUCACCAAUACAACAACAACAACUGCAGAGCACACCGCAAACGGCACAGUCAUCAAACAGAAAGAACAGACCUCUUGGUUUUCAUCAAUUUCAAACUCUGUCAAGGGUUUCAACACAAAGAUAAAACAACUAUUCAUUUCACCUGAAACUGAAGAGGCAUUGGGACAUAUAAAUACAUUGUUUACAACAUUCUUCAAAGAUGUAAAAUAUUCAAAGUUUGAAAUGUUAACUGGAUUAUUAUUGUUGGACAGUUAUUAUAAAAAUGCACAUAUACCAUCUGGAGAGAUGCAGGAAGAUAAGACAUUCAUUAGAUCAGCACAACACUAUAUGAAGUUUGCAGCGGCAAGUCUUGGAUCGAAAUAUGUAUAUUGCUAUAUGAUGAAGAAGAAUGUAGGCGAUUUCAUUCAGGGUGUGACAGGAACAGAUAAUAUCAAUAUUAAAGUGUUGUGUGAGUACACCGGUGUCUCGAAAGAGGAUGUCAUUUCCUACCGAUUCACCAGUACCAACUUUGAUCCGGCACACUUUAUCUCUGUCGACCACAGCACAGAAUCAAUAGUAAUGUCCAUCCGUGGAACAUUCCAUGCCCGCGAUGUACUCACCGACUUGGUUGCCACCAACACCCCAUUCCUCGAUGGUUACGCACACACCGGUAUACUUCGAUCCGCUCAGAACAAGUUCAAUGAACUAUCACCAUUAUUACUUGAGCAAUUAAAAAAACAUAAAGGAUAUAAACUUAUUGUUACAGGACAUAGUUUGGGUGCUGGAACAGCAGCAUUGUUCACACUGUUGUUCAAUUCAAAGUAUCCAGAGAUUCCUAUUCACUGUUAUGCAUUCGCACCACCCUGUGUUACGUCAUUGGAGAUUGCACUCUCAAAGAACUGUAGUAAUUUAAUCACUAGUUUUGUACUAAAUAACGAUAUCAUUCCAAGACUGAGUUAUCAAUCGUUGGAGCAUCUGAAGCAAUUGGUUUGUUCGAUUCUCGAGAACAACUCGAGUAGAGUAUUCCAAAUUCUUACCGCCGGAAAUGCACUCGGCGAAGAUCUAACAAACAAAAUAUCAAACUUUUUUAAUUUGACAAGAGAAGUUAAAAUUGAUUUUAAGAAUAAGUUUUCGUUGAGUGAAACGACAAUGUUACCACCAGGUGACAUCUAUAGAAUCUACAAGAUCACAUCAUUCGAUAAAAACUAUAUUAUGGAACGAUCAAAUCCAUCUCUCUUUGGCGAAAUCAUUAUAUCUGGUAGUUUGUUGACCGAUCAUCUCCCAGACAACUAUGAGAAUUCACUCACCUCCUGUUUACAACUUUUAAAUGAUUUAACACCAGAGUCUGAUGCUCGUAUUACCGAUGAAUUUAUAUUAAUAGAUAAUUAUGAACAAAAUAAUAUUAACAAUAGUAAUAACAACAACAACAACAACAAUAGAAAUAGUAAUAGUAACAACAACAAUCAUAGAUAUAAUAAUAAUUUUGAAAGUAUAAAUAAUAUUAAUAAUAAUAGUAAUAAUGAUGAUGAUGGUGGUGAAUAUUCAUAUAAUAAGCUGAAGUUAGAAAUUGAUGAAUAA
Heterostelium album PN500 is the source of this 2010-nucleotide messenger RNA. RefSeq names its product lipase family protein. The transcript has 5 exons. Gene Ontology annotation, biological process: lipid metabolic process. The record is from RefSeq and is a predicted model, not a curated record. Bases 1 to 2010 code for a protein of 669 amino acids. Lineage: Eukaryota; Evosea; Eumycetozoa; Acytosteliales; Acytosteliaceae.